UACUAACCUGAAGCGAAGUCAGCACCACUGCAAACAUGGCGGGGGUCAUCCGGAGGCUCGACGAGACUGUUGUCAACAGGAUUGCUGCAGGAGAAGUUAUCCAGCGUCCUGCCAACGCUGUGAAAGAAAUGAUUGAAAACUGUUUGGAUGCAAAGUCCACCAACAUCCAAGUGACGGUAAAAGACGGCGGGCUGAAGCUCCUCCAGAUUCAGGACAACGGCACUGGCAUCAGGAGAGAGGACAUGGAAAUCGUUUGCGAAAGGUUCACCACAAGCAAACUCCAGACGUUUGAGGACCUCUCCGCUAUAUCUACCUACGGAUUCAGAGGAGAGGCCCUUGCCAGUGUAAGCCACGUCGCCCACGUGACCAUAACCACUAAGACGGCUGAUGCCAAGUGUGCUUACAGAGCCAGCUACAGCGACGGCAAACUGAAAGGCCCUCCAAAACCGUGUGCUGGCAACCAGGGGACGCAGAUUCUUGUGGAGGAUCUUUUUUAUAACGUGUCCACCAGGAGGAAAGCUUUAAAGAGCCCCAGUGAUGAGUACAGCAGGAUUGUAGAUGUGGUCAGCAGGUAUGCCAUACAUAACUCGGGGAAAAGCUUCUCUGUCAAAAAGCAAGGAGAGACUGUGGCAGAUGUCAGGACUCUACCCAACGCCUCUGUGGUGGACAAUAUACGAGGAGUUUUUGGCAAUGCAGUCAGCAGGGAGCUGAUUGAAGUUGGCUGUGAAGAUCAGAAGCUCUCGUAUAAGAUGAAAGGCUACAUCUCGAACGCAAACUACUCGGUCAAGAAAUGCAUCCUGAUCCUGUUCAUCAACCAUCGUCUGGUGGAAUCGAGCGCUUUGAAGAAAGCUAUUGAGACGGUAUAUGCUGCAUACCUUCCCAAGAACACACACCCCUUUCUUUACCUCAGCUUAGAAAUCGCUCCCCAGAACGUAGACGUGAACGUUCACCCCACAAAGCACGAGGUGCAUUUCUUACACGAGGACAGCGUCAUCGAGAGCGUUCAGAAGCACGUCGAGAGCAAACUUCUGGGCUCCAACUCCUCACGUACAUAUUUCACUCAGACGUUGCUGCCUGGGCUGUCGGCGUCCGGUGGCUCAGAGGUGAAGGCCUCCAGCUCCACAGCGGAGUCUGGCGAGCGAGUGUACGCUCAUCAGAUGGUGAGGACCGACUGCCGCGCCCAGAAGCUGGACGCCUUCCUCCAGCCGAAAGAGAAGCCGGCGCCUGAUCCCGAGCCGGCUGGUCCCAGCAGCGAGGAGGCUGUGACGAAAACCGUCGAGCCGGACGACACAGACAUGGCUGAUACAGAUGAUGCGGACAUGCUGGAGGCCCUGGCUGAGCAGGAGGCUGAGGAGCCAAAAGAAGAUGAAGAAAUCGGCGUCGGUGCACAAGAAGCUCAAAGGAAGCGACCCAGGAAAGAGCAGAAGGAGCAGGAAGAAGAAAAAGACGAGGACCUGACGGCUGCAGCCACGCCCAAGAGACGAGCCAUCAAACUGACCAGCAUCAAAGAGCUGAGAGCUGAGAUCACAGAGGGCACGCACAAAGGACUUCAGGAAAUGCUCCAGAACCACUCGUUCGUGGGCUGCGUCAAUCCCCAGUGGACUCUGAUCCAACAUCACACCAAACUGUACCUGCUCAACACCACCAAACUCAGCCAGGCGCUUUUCUACCAGAUACUCAUUUAUGACUUCGGGAACUUCGGCGUACUCAGACUCUCUACGCCGGCGCCGCUUUACGAUCUGGCCAUGCUGGCCCUGGACUCUGAGGAGAGCGGCUGGACGGAGGAGGACGGUCCCAAAGAAGGCCUGGCGCAGUACAUAGUGGACUUCCUGAAGAAGAAAGCGGAGAUGCUGGAGGACUACUUCUCCGUGGAGAUAGACCAGGAAGGAAAUCUAACAGGACUACCGCUGCUCCUCGAUAAAUACACUCCUGUCAUGGAGGGUCUUCCGAUAUUCAUCCUGCGCCUGGCCACCGAGGUGAACUGGGACAAUGAGAAGGACUGUUUCAGAGACUUCAGCAAAGAGUGCAGCAUGUUCUACUCCAUCAGGAAGCAGUACAUCCUGGAGGCCGAGCCAGGGGAAGAGCAGGAUGCCGAGGGGAACUCGUGGCGUUGGAAGGUGGAGCACGUCAUCUUCAAAGCUUUCCGAACCCUCUUCAGUCCCCCCAAGAGCUUCAGCGAGGAUGGCACGGUGCUGCAGAUCGCCAACUUACCUGACCUCUAUAAAGUCUUUGAGAGGUGCUGAACGAUCCAAACGUGACUGGGAAACAACAUCCACCAAAUAAGCUGCUGUUUAUGUUUAAAUGUAAAAUUUAUGUUGUAAAUAAAAACUUUGUAUGAAA
Messenger RNA from Mugil cephalus (flathead mullet), 2340 nucleotides. It is a transcript of the gene mlh1, whose product is annotated as mutL homolog 1, colon cancer, nonpolyposis type 2 (E. coli). The coding region runs from base 36 to 2243 and encodes 735 amino acids. Gene Ontology annotation, biological process: mismatch repair. Gene Ontology annotation, molecular function: mismatched DNA binding; ATP-dependent DNA damage sensor activity; ATP hydrolysis activity. Lineage: Eukaryota; Metazoa; Chordata; Actinopteri; Mugiliformes; Mugilidae. Gene Ontology annotation, cellular component: MutLalpha complex. The record is from RefSeq and is a predicted model, not a curated record. The transcript is spliced from 19 exons.